CCUCUUUCCUGAGUACCUGGACCCAGGAAAGAAGCAUGAAGUGGCUUGUGAUCCUUGGGCUGGUGGCCCUCUCAGACUGCUUAGUCAUGAUCCCUCUCACGAAGGUCAAGUCUGUCCGAGAAAGCCUCAGGGAAAAAGGCUUGCUGAAAAAUUUCCUCAAGGAACAUCCUUACAACAUGAUCCAGUUCCGCCUGAUGAAGAAUUCUUCCUAUGUCCGGAAAUUUGCUUCCCAUCCACUGAGGAACUACCUGGAUUUGGCCUACAUGGGCAACAUCAGCAUCGGCACACCCCCGCAGCAGUUCAGUGUCGUCUUUGACACCGGCUCAUCAGACCUCUGGGUGCCCUCCAUCUACUGCAAAAGCAAGGCCUGUGUUACACACAGGUCCUUCAACCCUUCCCACUCCAGCACCUUCCAUGACUGGGGCAAAUCCAUCACGUUGGAAUACGGCUCUGGGGAGAUGUCAGGAUUUCUUGGACAUGACACCGUUCGGAUCGGCCAACUCACCAGCACGGACCAGGCAUUUGGCCUGAGCAAGGAGGAGAUCAGUAGGACCUUUGAACAUGCCAUCUUCGAUGGCAUCCUGGGCCUGGCCUAUCCCAGCCUCGCCAUCAAAGGGACCACCAUCAUCAUCGACAACCUAAAGAAGCAAGACCAAAUUUCUGAGCCUGUCUUUGCCUUCUACCUGAGCACCAACAAAGAGGAGGGCAGCGUGGUGAUGUUUGGUGGCGUGGACAAGAAAUACUACAAAGGAGACCUCAAGUGGGUGCCCCUCUCAAAACCCCACUACUGGCAGAUCGCCUUGGACAGGAUCACCUGGAGAGGGGAGGUCAUUGGUUGUCCCCGCGGCUGCCAGGCCAUCAUGGAUACCGGGACGUCAUUGCUGAUUGGCCCAAGUAAAGCGGUGGCCAAAAUCCAUUCUCUCAUCAAUGCUGCGUACGUUAAGGAAGAGUAUGUGGUCCCGUGUAAUGCCAGGAAGGCCCUGCCAGACAUCGUCUUCACCAUUAACAAUGUCAACUACCCAGUGCCAGCUCGAGCCUAUGUCCAAGAGGAUGCUAGUAAUAACCUCUGCUACAGCGGCUUUGAUGGCAUCAUGGAUACCUUGAGCGAGAGUGACAGCUGGAUCCUGGGUGAUGUAUUCCUAAGGGUGUACUUCACCGUUUUCGAUCAAGGACAGAACAGGAUUGGCCUGGCUCCCGCUGUGUAAAUGCUGGAGCUGCUUCAAGAAACAGCCAGGCCCACACCCUAAACACACAUUCCCUCACACCUAGGGCAUUCUCGCCCAGGGAGCGCGGCUUGACGGCGUUCGGUGCUCUGAAAAGUCCUGUUCUCAGUAAAGAAUAAAGGAUUGCCUUUGCAA
Molecule: messenger RNA, 1358 nt
Organism: Sus scrofa (pig)
Lineage: Eukaryota; Metazoa; Chordata; Mammalia; Artiodactyla; Suidae
Product: pregnancy-associated glycoprotein 2
Biological process (GO): proteolysis
Molecular function (GO): aspartic-type endopeptidase activity
Source: RefSeq, a predicted model, not a curated record